AUGAACAAGAUGAAAAACUUCAAGAGGAGGUUUUCACUCUCGGUUCCACGGACAGAGACCAUCGAGGAGUCGCUGACAGAGUUCACAGAGCAGUUCAACCAGCUCAACAACCAGAGGAAUGAAGACCUGGCUCAAGGGCACCUGCAGCUGGGCCAGCUGGGCAGGGACAGCAGCCCCCUGUCCCCUCCAGAGGUGGAAGGGCAGUCCCCGAUGUCCGUGCGCUACCGCAGCAACACCCAGCGCCGCUUCUCCAUGGAGGAUGUCAGCAAGCGCCUGUCGCUGCCCAUGGACAUCCGACUGCCCCCCGAGUUCCUGCAGAAGCUGCAGAUGGAGAGCCCUGAGUUCCCCAAGCCUCUCAGCAGGAUGUCCAGACGAGCCUCCCUCUCAGAUAUUGGGUUUGGGAAGCUGGAAACAUACGUCAAGCUGGACAAACUGGGAGAGGGCACCUAUGCCACUGUCUUCAAAGGACGUAGCAAACUGACUGAAAACUUGGUGGCCCUGAAGGAAAUCCGCCUGGAGCACGAGGAAGGAGCUCCUUGCACAGCCAUAAGGGAAGUGUCUCUGCUGAAGAACCUGAAACAUGCCAACAUCGUCACCCUGCACGACAUCAUCCACACCGAGCGCUCCCUCACCCUCGUCUUCGAGUACCUGGAAAACGACCUCAAGCAGUACCUGGACAACUGUGGGAACCUGAUGAGUGUGCACAAUGUGAAGAUCUUCAUGUUCCAGCUGCUGCGUGGUCUGGCUUACUGUCAUGGGAGAAAGAUCCUGCACAGAGACCUCAAACCCCAGAACCUGCUCAUCAACGAGAGAGGGGAGCUCAAAUUGGCUGAUUUUGGACUAGCCAGAGCCAAGUCAGUCCCUACAAAGACAUACUCCAACGAGGUGGUGACGCUGUGGUAUCGACCCCCUGAUGUCCUACUGGGAUCCACUGAGUAUUCCACCCCCAUUGACAUGUGGGGUGUCGGGUGUAUCCACUACGAGAUGGUGACGGGGCGGCCCAUGUUCCCAGGCUCCACGGUGAAGGAGGAGCUGCACCUGAUCUUCAGGCUGCUGG
Messenger RNA from Acanthisitta chloris (rifleman), 1057 nucleotides. RefSeq names its product cyclin-dependent kinase 18 (gene CDK18). Gene Ontology annotation, biological process: protein phosphorylation. Gene Ontology annotation, cellular component: nucleus; cytoplasm. Gene Ontology annotation, molecular function: protein kinase activity; ATP binding. Lineage: Eukaryota; Metazoa; Chordata; Aves; Passeriformes; Acanthisittidae. The record is from RefSeq and is a predicted model, not a curated record. The transcript is spliced from 10 exons. The annotation marks the transcript as partial.